CACCGCCCUUCCUGAAUCAACCAUUCCCGACUCACGACCGUGCGUGCGUGUCGCUCUUUCCUAUCUUGUAACCUUGUAAAUACGUAGUUUAAUUCGUUAGACUAAGUUCGUAAAUAUUAGUAAACAUGUGUUUGGCUAAGAAAGAAUCAUCGCCGCAAAAGGAGGUUGUGUCACCUCGAUCGCCGUGGGCUAAACUGCUCAAUCGUCAGAACGCAAAGCCACGGCUUCCUCGAAAAGUGACGUCUUCUACGCGAGUGAACCUUAACAAGUGCUGGUCGAAGCUUGGAGAGCUGAUCUCCAACGCAGGUCCCCGCACUGACCUACCAUCGCAAAAGACUGCAUAUCCAGAAGAACCAAUUUUGGUGCCUUUCACCGAAUUCUUCUACCCUGUGGAGCCGGUUAAACCAGCUACCGCGGAAGACAAUGAAAACACUGAGAAUCAAAACAUCGCCAACUCCAAUCGUUUUGAGUUGAUCUCUGAAGACCCAGAAAUCAGCGACAAUAUGGCCAAUGAAGUAAGAGAAAUCUGUUACUCAACUAAUAAGACCUGUUUCGUAUGUAAACUUUGUUAUUAGUUUAUAAUCGAAAUACUUUUCUUUCUUCACAAAAUAGUAUAACUUUUGGCUUUAAAAUGCAGUGAAACAAAAUCAUGUCUUCCAAUCAUAGAUUUAGUGGGUGCUUGUUAAAGAGCACAAAUCUAAUGUCUUCCAUUAGACUUAGGAGUGGUCUCGUUUGGUGAAAAUCUCUUGAUGUUCAGUAACUUAUAUAUACCUAUAUACAAUACAUCAAUGCCAAUAUUAAUUAUCUCUGCAUUAAAAGAUUCGCGCCCAAACGAGUCUCGCGUUUAGAUGUGGGGGAGACACAGCGUGUACUCGCGAUCGUGAUAUUAGCUUAUUAUCCAGUGAUCUCUGUUAGCAUUAUAUUACAUUUCUAGAUGAAACGUUGUGUCUAUUCCACGAUAGUUUGUUUGUAACAGUAAACAGCAAGUUUGGUAGACAGCUUUAAUAUCAUCUGCACUGUAAUUAUCAUCGCACCACUCACGGCUCUCUCCUGAACUGAUUAUCUUGUAAUUUAACUGUUUCCUUUUCGGUAUCUUAGAUUUAAGGAUCCAACGUCUUCCAUUAGAUUUAAGAGAGUUUUUUAUAUUGUCUGUGAUAUUAACAAUAUUAUUGUAUCGAAGCUUUAAUUAGUGUAAGGAAAUUCUUUAUCGUAGAAUACAGUAACAUUACUAUUAGAUUGUAGAUUACACUGAGUGUUCCGGAAAAUUAUUUGAUAUUAUUAAAACUUCUUUUAGUAAAAAAAAACUUAUAUUUAUAAGUACUUAAUAAUUUUAAAUUUGCAAUAUUAAGUAAACAUAUUUUUCUGGAAUACUCAGUUAAAUAAUUUAGUUUAGGUCAAUGAAACAUAUCACAAAAGAGCUUUAAUAGUUUUAAAAUAGAGUUGUAAUUAGGUAUUGUAAAAUAUUUUACUCUUAGUUAUUUGGUCUCUAUUUUUAAAUCAUACAGAAGUAGGCCGAAGGUGCCAAUCUACUUAACUUUUAAAUGAAUAGAUAUAAUGUUAGUUGCUAGACGUUUGCUCGACUUUAGUUAAUAAUCAUAAUUUUAAGUGACUUUUGUUUUCAUUGUUUGAUGAAUUCUUCCAUUUGUGUCAAUUGUUAGGAUAAGUUUAUUUUUUUAUACUCUAGAUUAGUUUAAGCUUUAGACUGAUUAUUUUAAGAAUAACCAAGACUUUCGUUUGAUCUCCAUGUCUAAAUAAAUACAUUUUAAUAAUAAAA
Messenger RNA from Galleria mellonella (greater wax moth), 1774 nucleotides. RefSeq lists its product as uncharacterized. The record is from RefSeq and is a predicted model, not a curated record. Lineage: Eukaryota; Metazoa; Arthropoda; Insecta; Lepidoptera; Pyralidae. The coding region runs from base 126 to 575 and encodes 149 amino acids. The transcript has 2 exons.